Molecule: messenger RNA, 1754 nt
Organism: Siniperca chuatsi (mandarin fish)
Lineage: Eukaryota; Metazoa; Chordata; Actinopteri; Centrarchiformes; Sinipercidae
Product: putative protein TPRXL
Exons: 7
Coding region: 192-1100 (302 amino acids)
Source: RefSeq, a predicted model, not a curated record
UUUGUCUCCACGUGCAUCAUUCAGUCACGAUCAUCAUUUGAACAUAAACAAACUCAGCAUCAGCAGAGACAACACGCUGUGCUUUUCAAAGGUUUCACUCGACGAUUUCUUGAAAAAGACGACCUCCAUCCAUCACUUUUUACUCUGACAUCGACUGAUGACCCACUAACAAGGACCAACGCUGUUUCAGCAUGGAAGAUAUCGAUCAGCGCUACACUUGGACAGCUGUCCUCGCGGCAAACCCCAACUGGCCCAGCAGCCCGAGACUGAUCCUGCGGAAGGUCCCAGCACCAGCCCUCUCCUGCUGCUCCUCCCCAGGCUCCACACCCAGGUCUCCCCCUCACACACCUCCUGCCUCCCUCCCUAGCUCCCCCUCAAGCUCUCCCUCCAGUUCCUCCUCUUCCUCUGAUUUGAUCACAUGCUCCUCCCGAAGAUCUUCUCCUACCUCCUUCAGGUUGUCCCCUGACUCACCCAGGUCUCCAACCUUCUCUUCAUUUACAUUUCCCUAUGGUAGUUUCUCCCCAGGUUCCUCACCUUCCUCCUCCUCCUCCUCCUCCUCCUCCUCCAACUCCUCUUCCAGCUCUUCCUCUAGCUCCUGUUCCAGCUCCUGUUCCAGCUCCUCCUCCAGCUCCUCUACUAGCUCUUCCUCUUGCUCCUCCUCCAACUCUUCCUCUAGCUCCUCCACCAGCUCCUCCCCUUGCUCUUCCUCUAGUUUUUCCUCCAACUCGUCCUGUAGCCCUCCUAGAUUCUCCCCCAGCUCCCCCCCAGGCUCUCCUCCUAGCAGAGGACCAGCGGAUGAAUGCUGGACUUGUGUGGUGUUUGAUGAUCAGAACAAGAUCAUCCUCAGAAAGCUGCCAAUAGCGAGCUCCCCCGACAGUCCUGAAGAACCGAGCAAGUUUUGUUCAUGGAGCCACCCUACGAGUCCUCAGACACCCAUCAAGCCUCGUCUGAUGACAGCUGGCCCCGAGCCGAAGUGGGUGAGGAACCUGCGGGCCCUGAUCAGGGUGAGAGACAGGCAGCGUGGCGGCAGGGGAGCGUUGACUUUCGAUGACUCCAGGACCCAAAUGAACAGAAGACCCCAGAGGACCCCAAUAUUAUGAGGUAACGAAGAGAAAGAAGAUGAAGACAAAUCGCACCAUGAACUGAGAGAUGACGAACAGCCCGAGAUGUGAAGCCAGACCAAGAGACACGAAGGAGGCAAAGUCAUUAGAAUAACAUGUCAGAGCAAAAGGAACCACAGGAUGCGAUGACAAACAUCUCCAGAUAACAAAGGCAUUGUUUUUGGGUGAUUCCAAGAGGGUCCAGCAGCAACCUCAAAUGAUAAAAAAAUAAGAUCCCAGAGGAGCCCAAGGAUGGGAAACGAGAUAAGGUAGUGGACACGGAAGAGCAUGCUGCAGUAAAGAUGCUCUCAUCCAGAGAAGUUUUCCAACUUCAUGGUUACCAAGCUGUUGAAGGAGAAACUCCAAAAAACUAACAGAGAAACAGUUAAGAGAUGCAGGAAUCCAGCCAUGUAGACAUGCAGGCCACAUUAUGCUUUGAACCGAGCAAGUGGAGGGUCAAAUGCAGCUGAGUACAAGCAGCUGGCAGAGGACCUCUGGUACCAACUAAACACACUUCAUGUAAAGAUGCUGGGGACGAGUUGACAGAGAACAUUUGGAGCAGAGCCACUGAGACAGAAGAAGAUUACUACAAUGAGAUUUGAUAUGAUCAAACUAUACAAAAAGAGUGCCUCAAAUAAAAAGUCAAAACAAGAA